Molecule: messenger RNA, 186 nt
Organism: Sphenostylis stenocarpa
Lineage: Eukaryota; Viridiplantae; Streptophyta; Magnoliopsida; Fabales; Fabaceae
Source: the annotation of a GenBank genome assembly
AUGCAAAGUAACCAGAAAGUGAAAAACAUGAACUCAUUACUCCUAACUUAUCUCUAUCGCAUUACCCACUUCUCCAACGCAAGACCCCAUCGUAAUAAUGAUGAUGAGAAGUUGUUGCCCAAGAAAGUACAAGGUAAUAAACAAAAAUCAGAUGAAGGAAAGUUGGAGCACCUUGUCAUUCCAUAA